Molecule: messenger RNA, 2310 nt
Organism: Drosophila obscura
Lineage: Eukaryota; Metazoa; Arthropoda; Insecta; Diptera; Drosophilidae
Gene: NimA
Exons: 5
Coding region: 389-2131 (580 amino acids)
Cellular component (GO): membrane
Molecular function (GO): protein binding
Source: RefSeq, a predicted model, not a curated record
GGAAACAGUUUUACGGAGAGUCGCGUUCCAAGCGUACACGCAAUUCAAAUCAAGCGGACACAGCUCAGUUGUGAAUGGAAGAAGAGCCUUUCCACUAUCAGAUAAUGCCACUCCACAAAAUAAACGGCAAAUAGUGUUUACCUUAAAGCUUAAAUUUUGGUACUCAAGAAUUGAAUCUAAAAGUGAAGAGAAAUUACUGGUACUGUACCCAUAACUUCCAAUUAAAAUUCAAAUAAAAUACUUGGAAAUUAAAUGGUUUUAAGUGAGAUGCAAUCAUAAAACAUUGUUUAUAGGUACACAAUCCUUAAAGCCCUCAAAGAAGCCGGAAAUAAUGAAGUGAACUCAACACAAAAUCCACCUUAGUCGAAAAUAAAAAUAUAAAAUAAGUAUGACGCGAAACGGAUUCAAGCAGCAGCUGUUCCUGCUGCUCGCAGUUUUUCUCCACUGUGGAUCCACGCAGAAUAGCAGCUUGAGGAUAAACACGAAUGUGAAGGAGAUUGAUGCAACGGCCAUUGCCCUGCCGUCUAUCCAGGGACCCGGUAAUAUUUGCAUACGCGAGGAGCCGUACGUGGAGCACAUCCAGGUUCCGGAGAUGCAGCCGGUGCGCGUGCGCACCUCCAGCUGGUGCAUGGAGAUUCCUCCGCGCUGCUCCACAUAUAAGACGGAAAUGCGCGAAGUGAUGAAGGUUCAGAAAUUGAACAAGACGCGAACGGUUCGGUUCUGCUGCCAGGGCUACGAGGGAAACCUGUCCGAUAGCCAGGCAACAUGCAAGCCCAUCUGCAGAGGCGGCUGUGGGCGUGGAAGCUGUGUGAUGCCCGAAUCCUGCAGCUGCGAGGAGGGCUACAUCGGAAAGCACUGCACGCAGCGCUGCGACCACGAUCGCUGGGGCCUCGACUGCAAGAACCUCUGCCAGUGCCAGAAUGGGGCGGCCUGCGACAACAAGUCGGGCAUCUGCCACUGCAUCGCCGGUUGGACAGGUCAAUUCUGCGAGCAGACGUGUCCGCCGGGAACCCAUGGCAUUAUGUGCCGCAAGGCUUGUGACUGCGAUGAGAAGCCCUGCCACCACCAGACCGGAGCCUGCAUAGUGCAGGAGCGUCCGCUGGAGCUGAAUGUGAGCCACGUUAUCGUGGAGACAGUAAACUCCACGCUGGAGAAAAUGGGCAUUAUACCACGGCCAGUCACGCCCAGUCCCCUGCCCGACGUCAUAGUGAUCAAGCAGUCGCCCUCCCAGAACCCUGGCCAGCUCACACCCAAGAUUAUUUUGCAUCAGUCGAGCAGUGAUCUUCUUGAGAAUCUCCACUCGGCUGCAGCUGCUGGCGUCCCGGCGCCCGAGGUCAUUCAUGUCAUCACCAACGGCGUCACGUCCCCACAGGAGCACUUGGCCGGCUUCAUCGCUGGCGAGGGGAACAUCAGCCAGAGUGCGAGCGACCAGCAAUCGGGCCUGGUGGCCACAUUGAUCGGCAUCAUGCUGCUCCUGCUCAUUGCGAUAGCUGUCGGCUCCUUGUACGUCUACCGCCGCUACCACCGCAAGGAGGCGACCGUCUACAAUGCCAAUGGCACUGUGGCCACACAGCCCUCCAAUCCGGAGGUGGUGCUCACCGAAGCUGUCGCCCUGGGCAAGAACUUCCACGAGCCGCUGCCCGAGCCCCCAGUUGUCUCUGCGAAAAGAGCCCAUACGAACGAUGCGCCUGCGGAAUUAUAUGACACGCCCAGCAAUAACUCGUCGAUAAAAACAGCGCCCUACGCCUACGCUAGGAAAGAAUCUCUCUACUCCAUCGUCACGCCCAAGUCGCGCAAGGGCAGUCUGGACUCGCAUCUCUAUGACGAGAUACGCUAUCAUCAGCAGCAGCAGCAGCAGCAGCAUAAUCUUCAUCAGCAUCAUCACCAGCAUCCGCAUCCGCAUCCGCCGAGCCGAGGUCAUCCACAGAACUUUCAGCACGCCACAACUGCAGCGGCCUACUUGCCGGCCCAAACGUCUGCGAUGGCAGUCAACGACCAUUCCACCAGCACUCACCACCAUCACACCCACCAUCGACCGCACCACGUCAGCCACUUGAUAAUUCCGCCCCAAAACUCCAACUUCCUGCAGGUGCCCGCACCCAUCACAGCCAAGCGGAUAGCUCACCUGUAAGGCGGCAGCAGGACAGCAGGGCACACCAGGAUAAUAACCACACCAUAUCUAGCUUGUAGCUCUACUCGACUCGAAUAAUUCCAUUGCCUGCUCAUUCUCUCAUCUACAAUUAUGCCUAUGAUUUAAUAUGCACGAGUAUGUACGACACUUUGAAUAUACAUACAUAUAUGUACUAUAAU